CUCUACGCCGCCGCCGCCGCCGCACCAUCGGAGAGCCAGUCCCUCCUCAGGCUCAAACAAUCCUUCACAAACGCUGACCGAGCCUUAGCUUCGUGGAUCCCGAACGUGUCCCCUUGCUCAGGAACUUGGGUCGGCGUCGUUUGCUUCAACAACAUCAUCACCGGUUUGCACCUCUCCGACUUAGGACUCUCCGGCAAGAUCGACGUCGAAGCUCUCGCCGAGAUUCGUGGCCUCCGAACCCUCAGCUUCGUCAACAACUCAUUCUCAGGACCCAUUCCAGAAUUCAACAAACUUGGCACAAUCAAAUCGCUCUUGUUAACACAAAACCAAUUCUCUGGUCCCAUUCCUUCAGAUUUCUUCUCCCAUUUAGGUUCCUUAAAGAAAGUGUGGCUCUCAGGUAACACCUUCUCAGGUAACAUACCCGUUUCGUUAACACAACUCGACCUUCUCAAAGAGCUUCACCUCGAAUAUAACCAAUUCUCAGGGCCUAUACCAAACCUCAAACAAGACAUAAGAUCCUUCGAUGUUUCAAACAACAAGUUAGAAGGUCCAAUCCCUGAAAGCUUGUCCAAGUAUGGUGCUGUUUCUUUCUCUGGGAAUGAAGGGCUUUGUGGGAAGCCUCUUGAGAAGCCUUGUGAUGGUUCUUCUUCUUCUUCUUCUUAUUAUACGCUUCCUAACAGUACUGAUAAUGACAGUGGUUACGGUUCGGGUUGGGCUGUGAAGGUGAUUGUGAUUCUCGUUCUUGCUGCUGUUGCUGCGGUUAUUUUCUUGUUUGUUAAGUCGAGGCAGCGUAGGAAUAAUUUCAGCAUUAUUAGCAGGUCGAGUAGUGUGGAUGAGGUUGUGCAGGUGCAUGUGCCUAGUAUUAAACAACAUUCAUCGGAACCUAUCAGCAGAAAGGGUGGUGGAGAAUCGAGAAAAGGGCACUCGCAUUCGAAGAGUGGUGGAAUGGGGGAUAUUGUGAUGGUCAAUGAUGAAAAGGGUGUGUUUGGUUUGCAGGAUUUGAUGAAGGCUGCUGCUGAGGUUCUGGGAAAUGGUGGGUUGGGUUCUGCUUAUAAAGCUGCCAUGGCUAAUGGGUUGUCUGUGGUGGUGAAGAGGAUGAGGGAGAUGAAUAAAAUUGGAAGAGAUGUGUUUGAUGCUGAGAUGAGACAGUUUGGGAGGAUCAGACACCGCAAUAUUUUGAGUCCUUUGGCUUACCAUUACCGCAAGGAGGAGAAGCUUUUUGUUACAGAGUACAUGCCCAAAGGAAGCUUGUUAUACGUCUUGCAUGGUGAUAGAGGAAUAUGCCAUGCUGAUCUGAAUUGGCCUACCCGUUUGAAGAUUGUUAAGGGAAUUGCAAGAGGGUUGGGAUUCCUUUACACUGAAUUUUCAACCUACGAUCUGCCCCAUGGAAACCUCAAAUCUAGCAAUGUUUUACUAAGUGAUGAUUACGAGCCUCUCUUAAGUGACUUUGCCUUUCAUCCACUGAUCAACCCCAAUGUUGCCGUGCAGGCAAUGUUUGCCUAUAAAUCCCCAGAUUAUUUACAGUGGCAGAAAGUUUCACAGAAGACUGAUGUUUUUUGCUUUGGAAUCAUCAUUCUUGAAAUCAUUACUGGGAAAUUCCCUUCUCAGUAUCACAGCAAUGGCAAGGGUGGGACUGAUGUUGUGCAAUGGGUCCUCACAGCAAUUUCUGAGAGAAGAGAAGCAGAAUUGAUUGAUCCUGAGUUAGAAAAUAACAACUCAUUCAAUCAGAUGCUGGAACUUCUCCAAAUUGGGGCUGCUUGCACAGAAAGCAACCCUGAUCAAAGACUAAACAUGAAGGAAGCCAUUAGAAGGAUAGAGGAGUUACAGGUUUAAAGAUUGUGUUAAUAAGCUAGCUUAGUUCAAGUUUCUUUGGUAGGUGAUCAGAAUUUCAGGCUUGGGAAAUAUUGCAGUACAACAUCUUAAUCCAACCAUUGGUAAUUUUCAUGAAUGAUCUUCUGAGAGCAUAGCAGUAAGCAGUGAUUUUGUGCAAGAGAAACAUAGAUGGCAGAUAAGAAUGGAAGAAAGGACAAGAAGGUAGAAAGGGAGAAGGAUUGGAUAACUUCAUAUAUAUUGUCCUUUUGAAAGAACAAAAUGUCAUAGUCCAAGCUGAACCUCUUUCUGCUGAUAUCAGCUCUUGCAAAGUAUGUGCAAUUCUUAUACAUAAAACCAUUUUAGGACAACAUCCCUACAAUUUGUAAAGACCUACAUUUUAGUUGUGAAAAGUAUAUACUUCUAGGAUUUUUCCAGUUUUCCUCUUAUUAUGUCUAUCAAAUA
Molecule: messenger RNA, 2274 nt
Organism: Gastrolobium bilobum
Lineage: Eukaryota; Viridiplantae; Streptophyta; Magnoliopsida; Fabales; Fabaceae
Product: pollen receptor-like kinase 3
Exons: 2
Biological process (GO): protein phosphorylation
Molecular function (GO): protein kinase activity; ATP binding; protein binding
Source: RefSeq, a predicted model, not a curated record